Molecule: messenger RNA, 705 nt
Organism: Stegodyphus dumicola
Lineage: Eukaryota; Metazoa; Arthropoda; Arachnida; Araneae; Eresidae
Source: RefSeq, a predicted model, not a curated record
AUGCUUGGAAUACGCCGAAUUCGCACUUCACCAUACCAUCCUUCCGCCAACGGUUUAGUGGAACGCUUACAUCGCGACCUGAAAGCAGCCCUGAAGUGCCGUAAUGACACCCGUUGGACUACUUCACUUCCUCUUGUGCUUCUUGGUUUGCGUUCUUAUUUCAAGCAAGACCUCGCAGGUACAUCCGCUGAACUUGUCUACGGCACACCCCUUCAAUUACCAUCUGAAUUCUUUCAGCCAUCCUCUGCUCCAGUCGAUCCAGCAUCUUUUGUCCAGACUUUCCGAGAGAAGAAGCUGUCUCCGACUUCUACUUCGUGCCACAACAAAUCUGCCCCUUUCGUGCACAACGCACUGAACACUUGCACUCACGUGUUUGUGCGAAACGAUGCGGUCAAACCACCACUCACUCCUCCAUACGAUGGAACCUUCAAGGUCUGUGCACGUAACAAUAAGCAUUUCACCGUUCUCGUGCGCGACAAGGAAACCGUUCUGAGCAUAGAUCGUCUGAAGCCUGCUUUCUUCGAAGCUUCAAACACUCAGGUUCUUGUCACCAGCGAUCCUCCUGACUCCCGUUGUUUCAUUCCUGCUCAUCCAACUGCUACUCCGGAUACUCCUCCUUCGACCGACCUUACGCUUCCUCCCAAUGCUCCACCAGUCGUCACACGAUCAGGAAGACGUGUGCGCUUCAACACCAGAUAUUUGUGA